AUGAUCAUACAUAGACUAAAUGAUAUAUUGGAAAUAAAAGGUCUUAUAUCGCCAUAUCAGAGUGGAUUCAGAGAGGACAGUAGUUCAAAUGCUCCUGCAUCCACUUCCCCACAGUUCUCCCGAAGAGCUUCUGUGUUUGGAAGGCGCCGACCUCUGUCCCCACUGGAGAGGGUCAGUCAGCUUCUGCCUGAAGACACAUUAAGUCAAGAGGUUUGGGCUCUACGGGACACUAGAAACACUGAGGUGGAACAGGACAGUCAGAGUCUGGGGAAGGAGCGAGAAGAAGCUAUACAGGAACCUCAAGGAUCUUUUGCUCCACAUCAUGUGUGUGUUCCUGGGGAAAGGCCACUAUGUUUUGGAGAGACUCUGCUGGCCGAGUUCAGUCGAAAGAGACGUUUAGAGUUUCAGAAGAUGUUCCAGCUAAAGGAAGGACUGAAGCUCCAUAGCAACUGGGGAUUAAUAGCUCAUAAUGACAUGGAGGGGCGACCUGCUGGAAGCGUCAUACGCACUUCAAUGGGAAUCCCGAUUGUCAUUCGUCGAUCCAGUCUGGAUGAGUUCACUCUCUUCAUGAAGAGAGGGCCAGCUAUUGCAUACCCUAAAGAUGCUAGUGCGAUGUUGACCAUGAUGGAUGUGACUGAAGGAGAUUGUGUUCUGGAAUCAGGCUCUGGAUCUGGUGCCAUGAGCCUCUUCCUGUCCAGGGCAGUGGGUUAUAAAGGAAGUGUUUUGAGUGUGGAGAUAAGAGAGGACCAUCACAGAUGUGCUGUAUUAAACUACCAGCGUUGGCGGUCCUCGUGGAGUCUUCGGCGAGGAGAGGAAUGGCCUGAUAAUGUUCACUUUCACCAUGGAGAUCUCAUAUCUGCCGGACCUCUUCUGGCAGGGCGAGGUUUCAACUCGGUUGCUCUGGAUAUGGUUAAUCCACAUUUGGCUUUACCUGCUGUGGUUCCUCACCUCCAUCCUGGAUCUGUGUGUGCUGUUUAUCAAGCAAAUAUCACACAGGUCAUUGAUCUGAUGGAGGGACUGCGAUGCUCUGCCCUUCCUCUGGUGUGUGAACGCAUUGUUGAGGUUCAGUACAGGGACUGGCUUGUUGGCCCGUCACUCAAAAAAGAUGGUACAUUUAACAAACGAAUAGCUCCUCAUGAAGAUGAUGAUGACAACGAAAGUGAACCAAAUGAAGACACGAAAGGGGAUUUGAAUUGUCAAGAUCCGGUGCCGUUUGGAGAUGUCCCAUACAUUGCACGUCCUCAUCCUGAACAGACUGGCCAUACAGCCUUCCUCGUAAAACUACGAAAGAUCUUGAAAUAGAUGUUCCACAUUUAAUGUCUGUGCAAGAAGACAGCAAAGCUACUGUGUCUUAUAUGCUGUAUCAAUAAACUUGUACAAUAAAAAGACUAUAC
This is a messenger RNA of Sinocyclocheilus anshuiensis, 1394 nucleotides long. RefSeq names its product tRNA methyltransferase 61B (gene trmt61b). Lineage: Eukaryota; Metazoa; Chordata; Actinopteri; Cypriniformes; Cyprinidae. Gene Ontology annotation, biological process: tRNA methylation. The record is from RefSeq and is a predicted model, not a curated record. The transcript is spliced from 7 exons. Gene Ontology annotation, cellular component: mitochondrion; tRNA (m1A) methyltransferase complex. Bases 1 to 1302 code for a protein of 433 amino acids. Gene Ontology annotation, molecular function: tRNA (adenine(58)-N1)-methyltransferase activity.